AUGAGUGUACACGAAGCACAUGGACCACACGGUAAACACACAAUGGAAAUGGACAUGGAUGAAGAUUCCUGUUCGAUGAAUAUGCUUUUCACUUGGUCGUAUAAGAACACGUGUGUCGUUUUCAGAUGGUGGCACAUCAGGUCAUUUGCUGGAUUAGUUGGUAGUUUCAUUAUGAUUGCUUUACUAGCAUACCUGUAUGAGUAUUUGAAAUACCAACUAUAUAAUUUCCAAUGUAUUCAAGAGAACCAGCCACUUGUAGCUGUAUCCUCUUCUGCAAGAAGAAGAAUUAAGAUAUAUGAAGGUCUAGGAUACGCACUACAAGUGGGAUUUUCAUUUAUGUUGAUGCUUGUUUUUAUGACCUAUAAUGGGUGGUUAAUGCUUGCUGUUGUGGUGGGUGCCUUUUUUGGUCAUUAUUCAUGGAACUUACCGCCAAGUGCCAUAACCGACCACAGCACGCUGGCAUGUCAUUGA
Messenger RNA from Naumovozyma castellii, 471 nucleotides. It is a transcript of the gene CTR2, whose product is annotated as low-affinity Cu transporter. The coding region runs from base 1 to 471 and encodes 156 amino acids. The transcript has a single exon. The record is from RefSeq and is a predicted model, not a curated record. NCBI's taxonomy places the organism in Eukaryota, Fungi, Ascomycota, Saccharomycetes, Saccharomycetales, Saccharomycetaceae.